AUGAAGAAACAGUUGAAGGUUAUGGAUGAUAGACACAACAUGAGCGCCAAAGCAGACCUCCCAUUGGAAGAAGUUGCCAAGAUCAAGUUUGAUACAAAGACACCAGAUGCAGUUUGGAAAGAGAGAGCGAGAGCGAUUGGAUUGAAUACCAAGACUUAUUCUCUGCAUAACAUCAGAGGUGAGAUGGAAAGGAUAGCGAAUAGUCAGCUGGAUCUAGUAAGGACUCCAAACGGCUAUCAUAACCCAUUGGCUAAGACAUUAAAGCUCGCCAUCGAUACCGACACUGUCCACCUUGACUCAAUGAAGGAAUCCCGACUACCUUUUGAGAACUCGGCACUGCUCGGUUCUGCUCAGGAUGCGACUCAAGGAAUGUCUCCAGAGAACCCGAUCGACAAGGAUGUUCGAAUCAUCUUUGAUGGUGCCAAGAUGAACAAGAACAACAGGAACCCUACAGAGAUUGGUGCUCUCCAAAUCAUUGAUCCUCUCAAGACUGUCUCGAGACUGAAAUCACCUGAUGAUGGAGUGAUGUUUCUGUCUUUCACUGGCGCCGAGACUACUAAGUCUCUACGGGAGAAUCUAGAGCCUCUCAAGAACGACCUGGAACUUCUGCACCGCUCCGACAACAUUUGGAAGAUCAAUGACAAGUACUAUCGCUUCAGUAUCAUGUAUACGUUGGACCUUGCAUGCAUUGCUUCGCUGCUUGGAAUGUGUGAUGUGUUUAAGUCGAACUCCACCUAUCGAUGUACACAUUGCCAUUGCACCAAUCACACAAUCAACUGUGUGUUGGCCAACGACAUGUUCACUCUCAGGACACUGGAAACAAUCACAGAGGAUGCUGAUAAGAUCAAGGCCGCGUUGGAGAGGGGGUCAAGAAGAUACAGGCAAAACUGUUCCAUGGACUGGAUGAUGUUCCUGCCAUGA
Messenger RNA from Acytostelium subglobosum LB1, 921 nucleotides. RefSeq lists its product as hypothetical. The coding region runs from base 1 to 921 and encodes 306 amino acids. The transcript has 2 exons. The record is from RefSeq and is a predicted model, not a curated record. NCBI's taxonomy places the organism in Eukaryota, Evosea, Eumycetozoa, Acytosteliales, Acytosteliaceae.